This is a messenger RNA of Striga asiatica, 1201 nucleotides long. The record is from the annotation of a GenBank genome assembly. NCBI's taxonomy places the organism in Eukaryota, Viridiplantae, Streptophyta, Magnoliopsida, Lamiales, Orobanchaceae.
AUGGCGGACGGCGAUGCUAAGGAGCAGCCUAACGGAUCCCUGGACGCGGAGGAUGUUGGCGGCGUUGAGGAUGGGAAACAGGACCCGACGCUUUUCACGGUUCUCAACAGUCUGAUCGCCGCGGUUUUCUUUCCCGAUCCGAAUUCGCCGACUCCUCUGCUUCAGAGGAUAAAAUCCUCGAUCUCGGAGAAUGUUCCUCUGCUUCGAGAGGCCUCCAGGAACACCGGCCGCCGUGUUCUCGACUGGGCACGCCGUGGCAGCCCUUUUCGCGCCCUCCUUGUUGUUUCCGUGAGUGUCGCUUUACUCGAAAUGGUUAAAUUUUACUUUCUCCAAAUGCUGCGUUACAAGUUUGCUGUUGCAAAGCUUUUUGAGAGUGUGUUGUCUGAAAUGGUUGGAACAAUUGGUCUUCUUGUCUUGACAGGAUUGCUGGUCUUUAUGCUUUUCUUUGCUGCGGCCACCAUGAACGCUGUCAUCAUCUCUCUUUUAGUCUCUCUAGCGGCAGCUGGAGGAUUCUUGGCUCUAUUCUUUGCCUGUGUUGCUGCCAUUUACGUUGGGGCAUUGACGGUGGCUUUGUUUGCCAUCUCCACAGUCACAAUAUCAGCAGUUAUUGCUGUCCUUACUGUUGCAGGUUGGAUUGGUUUCUUUUGGACCUUGUGGCUAGCGGCAAGGAAAGGCAUAAGUGUGGCCAAGCAUUCAGUUACAAUGACUGGAUCGGCUGUUUCGGCUUACUCAACCGCUUGGCAGGCCAGGAACCAAAACAUAUCUAGUAAGUUGGAUUGACUGAUUAUUAUAUUACGCGUACUCAAUGUAAUGAGUUGUAUGCCGUGUGGUCGUCUAUACUCGUUUGCCCGUCCCUACAAAUAAACGAUGCUGCUUUUGCCCGAGUAGUUGAAUCUUUCGUUUUGUUUGUGACAGCAAGUUGAAUGCACUAUAGGUUAGGAGUACGUUGGACUGUGUUCUUGUAGUGUGCAGUUCUUCUCUUCGACAGUGCUUUUAUAUUUUGAUAGUGUGAAAUGAAAUGAAAUGAAAUGAAUGUUUUUUACUGUGAUAUAUAUACCUCGAGCAAUGCAUUGCAGUUUCUACAUUUUUUUUCAUUAUGUUUUCGGUAAAUGUAAUAUUGAAUGAUAUCAAUUGUUCACCACCAUUUGAAGUGAAUAUCCUGUCAAGAUGUAAUGAAAUUCUGACAAGUAGCAUUACAAAG